This is a messenger RNA of Durio zibethinus, 1088 nucleotides long. Its product is annotated as methylesterase 17-like. Gene Ontology annotation, molecular function: methyl indole-3-acetate esterase activity; methyl salicylate esterase activity; methyl jasmonate esterase activity. Gene Ontology annotation, biological process: salicylic acid metabolic process; jasmonic acid metabolic process. The record is from RefSeq and is a predicted model, not a curated record. NCBI's taxonomy places the organism in Eukaryota, Viridiplantae, Streptophyta, Magnoliopsida, Malvales, Malvaceae.
AACUAUAAAUGCAAAAUCAGCGAGCUGUUUCUGAGUCUCCAAAUCAACUGAUUUCGUCUUGACCAAAAAAAAAAAAGAAAAACAAAAGCUAGGAAACCAUGGGAGAGGAGUUGAGUAUGACAGAAACGGAAAGAGCGGCCAUGAAUCCACACUUUGUGCUGGUACAUGGUGUUAGUGGAGGAGCUUGGUGCUGGUACAAAAUCAGGUGCCUUAUGGAGAAUUCCGGCUACAAGGUUUCAUGCAUCGAUCUCAAAGGUGCCGGGAUUGAUCAGUCCGAUGUCAAUUCUAUUUUAUCCUUUGAUGAUUACAACAAACCUCUCAUGGACUUCAUGUCUGCCUUGCCUGAUACUGAACAGGUAAUAUUGGUAGGUCAUAGUGCUGGAGGCUUAAGUGUAACAAAAGCCACUCACAAAUUCGCCAAGAAAAUCCGUAUGGCGGUGUAUGUAGCGGCCACUAUGCUGAAAUUUGGGUUCUUGACUGAUCAAGAUGUCAAAGAUGGAGUACCUGAUUUAUCCCAAUUCGGUGAGGUGUACGAAUUGGAAUUUGGAUUGGGACCUGAGCAGCCACCAACCAGUGCCAUUAUCAAAAAGGAAUUCCAGCGCAAAAUCAUCUAUCAAAUGAGCCCUCAAGAGGAUUCAACUCUAGCUACAAUGCUUUUAAGACCAGGACCGACCCUAGCAUUGCAGAGUGCUCGAUUCACAGAAGAGCCUGAAUUUGUGGACAAUGUGCCCCGGAUAUACAUUAAGGCAAUGCAUGAUAAUGUUUUAAAACCAGACCAACAGGAUGCUAUGAUAAAGAGAUGGCCGCCAUCUCAAUCGCAUGUUUUGGACAGUGACCACAGCCCCUUUUUCUCUGCCCCAUUUUUACUCUUUGGCUUGCUGGUUGAAGUUGCAACUUCAGCUGGAUAUAACUAGCUGGCCGCAUAAAUGUCAAACGAGAGCCUUAAUUCAUUAGCAUUCUUGUUGCAAAAGAGAAUUUGUUGUUAUUUUCUAGAGUGUGAAACCAAUCACAAUAACUACCUACAUGUCCUGAUAAAUAAAGAUUACUUACGAAAUUAUGAAUAUUCAGCUAAGCUGAUUUAUAGGCUA